AUAUAACCAACCAUCUUUAUUAUAGACCAGCAAAAUUUGGUAUCACUCAUGUAGAGACAGACAACACACUCCACAGUCCACACCUUAGCUUGCUCCUUUCAAGAUAUUUCAACCCCCUAAAUCCUUACCAAGUUUCCCAAACCUCUCUACUCAUCUUCCUGUUCAUUUUUACUCUGUUUCUUCGAUUUGGCUUUUGCGUUCUUGGAAAGAGUGAAGAGCUCAUAUUUCUUAGCUUAAACAUGACUGAAAAUCCAGUCAAAUGGCUUGUUUUGAUAACAAUGAGCUGCUUACUCUGUAAUCUUGUACUUUCUGCGGCGACCCAGAUGGCCAAGAAGACUACAUAUAUUGUCCAAAUGGACAAGUCAGCGAUGCCUGAGUCAUUUUCUGAUCACUUGCAGUGGUACUCUUCGAAAGUAAAGUCGGUUCUCAUUGACAAGGAAACCGAAACCGAUAAAGAUCAGAGGAUAAUCUACAGUUACCAGACUGUUUUUCAUGGAGUCGCGGUUCGAUUAAAUGAAGAAGAAGCUCAGAGGCUCGAGGAAGAAGACGGUGUGCUGGCCAUAUUCCCGGAAACGAAGUACGAGCUUCACACAACGCGAAGUCCCCUCUUUUUGGGGCUUGAUUCAAAGCAGGACAGCACGGGUGUCUGGUCGGAAAAGCUUUCUGACCACGACGUCAUUGUCGGGGUGCUUGAUACCGGGAUUUGGCCGGAGAGCGAGAGCUUCAACGACGCCGGAAUGACCCCGGUUCCAGCUCGCUGGAAAGGUGCUUGCGUGACUGGCCGAGGUUUCACGAAAAGACACUGCAAUAAAAAGAUCGUCGGAGCUAGAAUGUUCUACCGGGGUUACGAAUCCGCUACCGGAAAAAUCAACCCUCAGAACGAGUACAAAUCGCCCAGAGAUCAAGAUGGGCAUGGAACUCACACUGCCGCUACCGUCGCUGGUACCCCGGUCAAAGGAGCAAACCUUUUGGGCUAUGCGUACGGUACAGCAAGGGGAAUGGCUCCAGGAGCAAGAGUGGCGGCUUAUAAAGUUUGCUGGGUAGGCGGCUGUUUCAGUUCCGAUAUUCUGUCAGCCGUCGACAGAGCUGUUGCGGACGGAGUCAACGUCUUGUCGAUAUCUUUGGGCGGCGGAGUUUCAUCUUACUAUAGAGACAGUUUAUCAGUAGCGGCGUUUGGGGCGAUGGAAAUGGGCGUUUUCGUCUCGGGAUCCGCAGGCAAUGGAGGACCCGACCCGGUUAGCCUUACCAACGUGUCACCGUGGAUAACCACGGUUGGCGCUAGCACCAUGGAUAGAGACUUUCCAGCAACUGUUCAGCUCGGAAAUGGCAGAACUCUUUCCGGUGUUUCACUCUACAAAGGUCGAAGAACGCUUGAAAAGAAACAGUACCCGAUUGUUUAUAUGGGAAGCAACUCGACCGUCCCUGAUCCGGCAUCGUUAUGCUUGGAAGGGACUUUAGAAAGACAUAAAGUUGCUGGAAAAAUUGUCAUAUGCGACCGUGGAAUCAGCCCUCGUGUUCAGAAGGGUCAGGUGGUCAAAGACGCCGGAGGAGUUGGAAUGAUUCUGACGAACACGGCGGCAAACGGCGAGGAAUUGGUAGCGGACUCCCACCUUCUUCCAGCAGCGGCCAUUGGAGAAAACGAAGCAAAAGUAGUAAAGCGUUACGCUUUGAUUAACCCCAAAGCCACGGCCAAUCUAGCGUUUAUGGGAACUCGUGUGGGGAUUAGGCCAUCUCCAGUGGUGGCAGCGUUUUCAUCAAGAGGGCCUAAUUUUCUCACUUUUGAGAUUCUCAAACCUGAUUUGGUAGCUCCCGGAGUCAACAUUCUCGCAGCUUGGACCGGGGAUUUGGGCCCGUCGAGUUUACCAACAGAUCGUCGUAGGGUAAAAUUCAACAUAUUGUCUGGUACCUCAAUGUCGUGUCCUCACGUAAGUGGCAUUGCUGCACUGCUAAAGGCUAGACACCCCGAAUGGAGCCCGGCCGCCAUUAAAUCAGCUCUUAUGACCACUGCUUAUGUCCACGACAACACUCUCCACCCUCUUAAAGACGCCUCCUCGACGAUUCCUUCCAGCCCGUAUGACCACGGAGCGGGUCAUGUAAACCCGAGAAAAGCACUUGACCCGGGUUUGGUCUACGACAUAGAGCCUCAGGACUACUUUGAGUUCCUCUGUACUCAGAAUCUAUCUCCAACCCAGUUAAAAGUUUUCGCCAAGUACUCAAACAGAACUUGCCAACACACACUCGCCGGUCCAGCGGACUUGAACUACCCUGCUAUCUCAGUUGUGUUCCCUUAUAAGACAAACGUUUCUGUUCUGAGUGUUCGCCGAACAGUGACCAAUGUGGGUUCUCCGGUUUCAAGUUACCACCUUUCGGUUUCGCCGUUUAAAGGUGUUUAUGUUAACGUUGUGCCUCGAUCACUGAACUUCACCAAGGUCGGUCAGAAGUUGUCGUAUAAGGUCACGUUUAAGAAGAUGUCACGGCAAACAAUGCCGGAGUUUGGGGCUUUGAUAUGGAAAAAUGGUGUCCACAAGGUGAGAAGCCCAAUUGUGCUUACGUGGCUACCUCCGAUGUAAAUCGUCGUCGUUUGUUGGGUUGUGGAGAUCAUUCCUGCGCACAAAAAAGAGAAACAUAAUCUUGUUGACAUUGUGAUCAAUUCCUCUGGUUUUAAUUAUGAUUUUGCGUUCACUACUAGAACAAAAGUAGAAUAAGCAUUUUCUUGUCGCUUUUUUUUUUUGAAAAACAAAAUCAGAUCAAUUAUAAAAGAUGAAAUUCGAUA
Messenger RNA from Humulus lupulus (European hop), 2773 nucleotides. Its product is annotated as subtilisin-like protease SBT1.3. The transcript has a single exon. Gene Ontology annotation, molecular function: serine-type endopeptidase activity. NCBI's taxonomy places the organism in Eukaryota, Viridiplantae, Streptophyta, Magnoliopsida, Rosales, Cannabaceae. The coding region runs from base 240 to 2570 and encodes 776 amino acids. Gene Ontology annotation, biological process: proteolysis. The record is from RefSeq and is a predicted model, not a curated record.